Sebastes umbrosus (honeycomb rockfish) is the source of this 2120-nucleotide messenger RNA. RefSeq names its product argininosuccinate synthase 1 (gene ass1). The coding region runs from base 498 to 1736 and encodes 412 amino acids. The record is from RefSeq and is a predicted model, not a curated record. Lineage: Eukaryota; Metazoa; Chordata; Actinopteri; Perciformes; Sebastidae. Gene Ontology annotation, cellular component: cytoplasm. Gene Ontology annotation, biological process: urea cycle; L-arginine biosynthetic process. The transcript is spliced from 16 exons. Gene Ontology annotation, molecular function: ATP binding; argininosuccinate synthase activity.
CACAGAUUCACUUGUCAUGAUUUCUCAGCUUGAGCUGCCAACACAGGUUGGAAGCCAGCUUCGAGGUGGACAGUGAUUUUAGACAGAAUUGCUUCUUCCUUAGGAGUUUCUAAACCGGCGGUAAAAGAGGAACACUGUGAUAGCCAUGCAGCAAACCCCCUCUCUCCCUCUGCCUCAAACGGAUGACUGAAUUGAACAGGGAGCCACUGGAGAGGAGCUGAAGAGCCGCACGUGGCUCUGGAGCAGCAGGUUGCUUAGAGACCCCUGAACUAGGGUGUCCCACGAGGACAGUGACAGUACUACAGAUGAUGACGUAACGUGAGCUGGACCAGUCUGCAGCAGCGUGAAACCCACAGAACCGAAACCUCCAUUCACAGAACCGAAAACUCCAUUCUCCUCCACUACUCCUCACCGACACACCCACAGCAACUACCGCUCCGGAUAACCUUUAUUUAUCACAUAAACUUCUUUACCUGUCUGACUGAAGGGCCUUCAUCAUGUCUAAAGGUACCGUGGUUCUGGCCUACAGCGGCGGACUGGACACAUCCUGUAUUCUUGUCUGGCUGAAGGAACAGGGCUACGAUGUAAUCGCCUUCUUGGCCAACAUUGGGCAAGAGGAAGAUUUUGAAGCUGCCCGGAAAAAGGCAGAAAGUCUCGGCGCAAAGAAGGUUUUCAUUGAAGACCUGCGUUCAGAGUUUGUGGAGGACUUCAUCUGGCCCGCAGUUCAGGCAAAUGCCGUUUAUGAGGACCGAUACCUGCUGGGCACUGCGGUAGCACGGCCCUGCAUCGGCCGCCGUCAGGUGGAGAUUGCACGCAGGGAGGGUGCCCAGUUUGUCUCCCAUGGUGCCACGGGAAAGGGCAAUGACCAGAUACGUUUUGAGCUCACAUGCUACGCCCUCUACCCCGAAGUUGAGAUCAUUGCACCGUGGAGGAUCCCCGAGUUCUACAACCGCUUCAAGGGAAGAAAAGACCUGAUGGAGUAUGCACAGAAACAUGGCAUCCCUGUGCCCGUCACUCCUCAGUCACCCUGGAGCAUGGACGCCAACCUCAUGCAUAUAAGUUAUGAGUCGGGCGUCCUGGAGAAUCCCAAGACCCACGCUCCGGCUGACCUGUACCUGAUGACCAAGAACCCAGAAGAUUCUCCCAACGCCCCAGACGUACUGGAGAUAGAGUUCAGAAAUGGAGUGCCUGUAAAGGUGACCAAUAUGAAGGAAGGGAAAUCCAAGGACUCACCACUGGAUAUCUUCUCAUACCUCAAUGAGAUUGGAGGGAAGCACGGCGUGGGCCGGAUUGACAUCGUUGAGAACCGUUUCAUCGGCAUGAAGUCCAGAGGAAUAUAUGAAACCCCAGGAGGCACAAUUCUGUUGAAGGCCCAUUUGGACAUUGAGACCUUCACCAUGGACAAAGAAGUGCGUCGGAUCAAACAGGGCCUGGGUAUCAAGUUCUCUGAGCUCGUCUACAACGGUUUCUGGUAUAGUCCAGAGGGUGAUUUUGUGCGACACUGCAUAGCCAAGUCCCAGGAGAACGUGGAGGGCAAAGUACAGCUGUCUGUCUUCAAGGGUCAGGUCUACAUCCUGGGACGAGAGUCACCUAAGUCCCUUUACAAUGAAGAGUUGGUCAGCAUGGACGUGCAGGGAGACUACGACCCAUGUGAUGCCUCUGGAUUCAUCAGGAUUAAUGCUGUCAGGUUAAGGGAACACCAUCGUUUGCAGGGUUUCUCCGGCGACAAGAAGUAAUUGUUGCAGUCCUGUGAACCAUCUUCCCUCCUCCCUCCGCCAUGUCUUAAGCAGUAGUAGGUUUAGACUUUGUGCCUUUAUUGUCUUCCUUUUGCCUUAUUCUCUACUGUUAGUUAUAUUCAGAGUAUCUAGCACACUAGCGAGCACACCAGGCUCUUACUGUAAAACUGUGACGUUUCUUAGGUGAUGAAGAGUGGAGGAAGAAAAAUCUACAAAUAGUAUGAAUCAGGUUAACAGAUAUAUUGUGGGUGAGGAUUAUUAUGUAUUUCUUAGUAUUUUAUUUUCUGAUUUGCCUCAUUCCUGGCAUCAGUAGGUCAGCGCUUUAGUGCAAAUAUAUAUAAACUGGGAAUUCUUUGUUUCAGAAAUAAAAUGGAGUGAAUUGUG